Messenger RNA from Chaetomium strumarium, 2124 nucleotides. RefSeq names its product major facilitator superfamily domain-containing protein. The record is from RefSeq and is a predicted model, not a curated record. Gene Ontology annotation, molecular function: transmembrane transporter activity. Lineage: Eukaryota; Fungi; Ascomycota; Sordariomycetes; Sordariales; Chaetomiaceae. The transcript is spliced from 3 exons. Bases 362 to 1849 code for a protein of 495 amino acids. Gene Ontology annotation, biological process: transmembrane transport.
CCCGAACCUAUCUCGAGCUAGGUAUCACGGAUUCCAUCAUAGGAAACAGCGUCAGCAGAUUAACAAACAGACUAUAGCAGCACACUGAUCGCGCGCAAGGGUAGCUCCCCAACAAUUGUCAAUCAGCUUCGUCCUCUUACGAUCUAGAUUUGAUAUCAUUCCGUUUGAACCCUUUAACCCGCACAUUCCGGUCCCGGAUAAGCAUCUCCGUCCCAAUAGGCCGCGUACCGCUGCCACAUAGUGGAUCUAUCAUCUCGCCCGCCGGUGGUAUCCCGGGUCCGAUAUCAACCACAAGCCAUCGAAGCGCGUCUGAAAAAGGACACCGAAUCAAGGGCAGAUUGGCGGUGGAGAGACUGUUGAUAUGUUGAAGACACCACAACAGAAGUUAUGGAAGGUCGUUCGGCAAGCGUGGAACUGGAAGCCUAAACCGGCUCGCUACGACCCGGAGAAGCCACCGGAGUUCACCGUCUGGCUCAACAUUCUGUUUGCCUUUGCAUCCUGUUUCACGGUAUCCAACCUCUACUACAACCAGGCCAUCCUCAACCGCAUCGCCGAGAGCUUCGACGUCACUUUUGAAAAGGCCUCGUCGGUCGCCACCCUGAUGCAGGCGGGCUAUGCAGGCGGACUGCUGCUCAUCUGUCCGCUGGGCGACAUUUUCCCGCGCCGGCCCUUCAUCCUCGCCCUCGUCGGCUUCACCGCAACGGUGUGGCUAGCCCUCUGCCUAACGACAUCCUUCCCCGUCUUCAGCGCCGUCUCCUUCGUCUGCGGCUUCACGACCGUCACGCCGCAGCUCAUGCUCCCGCUGGUGGGCGACCUAGCCCCGCCGCACCGCCGCGCCAGCUGCCUCGCCAUCGUCGUGUCGGGCCUGUCGCUCGGCGUGCUGGUCGCGCGCAUCCUGGCGGGGGUCAUGGCCGCCUACACGGCCGACUGGCGCGGCAUCUACUGGUUCGGCCUGGGCGUGCAGUGGCUGGUGCUGGCGCUGCUGUAUCUCUUCUUGCCAGACUACCCGAGCAAGAACCCCGGCGGACUGGAGUACGUCGGUGUCCUGGUGAGCAUCGGCCGGUUGCUGGCCACGGAGCCGCUGCUGCUGCAGGCAGCGCUGGUGGCGUUCCUGCUGAGCGCCGUGUUCACGUCGUACUGGACGACGCUGAGCUUCCUGCUGUCGAGUCCGCCGUACGGCUACUCGAGCGUCGUGGUGGGAUUGUUUGGCUUGAUUGGCGUCGUGGUGGUGCUCGCGGCGCCCGUGUACAGCAGGCUGGUGAUCGACAAGGUGGUGCCGCUGGCGUCGGCUGUGGCGUCGCUGACGGUCGAGCUCGUGGGUGUGAUCGUCGGCACCUUUACGGGGUCGUCCCACGUUGCGGGGCCGGUGAUCCAGGCGAUCGCGAUCGACCUUGGCUUCCAGCUCACGCAGAUCGCGAACCGCUCGGCCAUCUACAGCAUCCAGCCGAAGGCGAGGAACCGGGUCAACACCGCCUACAUGGUCGUGUCCUUCUCGGGGCAGUUGACGGGGACGGCAGUCGGAAACAGGCUGUAUGCCCAGGGCGGAUGGGUGUAUAGUGGCAGUUGUAGCAGUAAGUUUUCAACUUCGUUUAAUGAGGCGGGUUGGUCACAUUUUGUCAAUGCUUACGUGCCCACAGUCGCCUUUGUCGGACUUGCCAUCGUUAUCAGUCUUGCCCGCGGCCCCAGAGAGAGCGGCUGGAUAGGAUGGUCUGGGGGAUGGGCAGUACGGCGAGAUGACUUGCCAUCUACAGAAAAGGGAUCUGAUACCGAAGCUGAUGCAGGAAUGGUCCAAACUGAGCUAGCUGUUGACAUAGACAACGAAAAUAAGGAGGCUAGAGAGGCAAAGUGAUCAUUCUAGGGAUAGAAGUAACCGUUAUGCGCUGAUGAAGUGUGACGUUGCCGUUGCUAUUCAAUUCAAAAGCCCAAUGACUUACUGUCUGCCGACCUCUCAAGCAAAUUGAAGCCAUAACAUACCAUACACACGUGUAGACAGCGAUUUGCUCUGGACGGAAGCACCAUAGGUGGUUGCCACAUGGAGAAUGGACCAAACACUUAUUGGAGCCACCCUGGACUUCCAGACCGUUCUGGACGUUCGCGCCUGCCCUCUUGGGCCUUCCUGGGUCG